AUGUCGGCCAGCAAGAAGUGGAGCCUCGCCGACUUCAAGAUCCUCGUGACCGGCGGCUCCAAGGGCCUCGGCCGCGCGAUUGUCGAAGAGUGCCUUUCCCUGGGCGCGAGCGUGCUCUUCACGGCGCGCGGUCGUGAGGAGCUCGACAGGGUUCAGGCAACUCUCGCUGCUGUGUAUGGAGCGGAGCGCGUGCAGACCAUGGCGGCCGACGUGAGCACGGCGGACGGGCGCGCGGCGCUGGUGGCGCGUGUGGCCGAGCUUUGGGGCACACUCGAUGUCCUUGUCAACAACGUCGGCACAAACGACCGCAUGCCGGCCGCUGACGUGACCUUCAAUGGGUUUGAGAGGAUGAUCGCGACCAACCAGACGUCGGCCUUUUUCAUGUGCACGCUGUGCUUGCCGCUGCUGCGUAAAUCGUCCCACGCGAGCGUGAUCAACAUCACCAGCCUUGCGGGCGUGCGCUCGAGCGGCACGGGCGUGGUGUACGCCAUGACAAAGGCGGCGAUGGGCCACAUGAGCGAGGCGCUCGCGUGCGAGUGGGCCGGCUACGGCAUCCGCGUCAACGCCGUCGCGCCGUGGAUGGCAAGGACGCCGCUGCUGGAGGCUGCUGUCCAAAAGGACCCAGCGGCGCUGGACGCGGUGUGCGAGGCGACGCCGCUCGGCCGCCUCGGCGACCCCGCCGACACGGCGGGCGCCGUCGCCUUCCUCUGCAUGCCUGCCUCCGCGUACAUCACCGGCCAAGUCCUCUGCGUUGACGGCGGGCUGGCUGCCCAAGGGUUCCGUGGGCCGUGCGUGGUGCCGCAUGCGCAGGGAAGCUAA
Emiliania huxleyi CCMP1516 is the source of this 819-nucleotide messenger RNA. Its product is annotated as tropinone reductase. The transcript has a single exon. Gene Ontology annotation, molecular function: oxidoreductase activity. The record is from RefSeq and is a predicted model, not a curated record. Bases 1 to 819 code for a protein of 272 amino acids. Lineage: Eukaryota; Haptophyta; Isochrysidales; Noelaerhabdaceae.